This is a messenger RNA of Zygosaccharomyces rouxii, 1521 nucleotides long. Its product is annotated as pepsin-like aspartic protease. Lineage: Eukaryota; Fungi; Ascomycota; Saccharomycetes; Saccharomycetales; Saccharomycetaceae. Gene Ontology annotation, biological process: proteolysis. The transcript has a single exon. Gene Ontology annotation, molecular function: aspartic-type endopeptidase activity. The coding region runs from base 1 to 1521 and encodes 506 amino acids. The record is from RefSeq and is a predicted model, not a curated record.
AUGAAAUUUUCUUCUAAUAUUUUAAAGUACGGUAUUGUUGCCGCUGGAGCGGCUAAAGUGGCUUUAGCUGGUGGUGUAGACGGCGUCGGUAAGAUUCCCUUCUCUAAGCGCUAUGGUAAAAGUUUUGAUGAAUCCAGACAAAUUUCCUUUUCAGAAAAGGGGACUGGUGGUGAUGAUCAAGAAAUUGACAUCUCCAAUCAAAAUGUUUACUAUUCAGCUAGUAUUUAUUUGGGGACUCCUGGUCAGGAAUUAACUCUGCUUUUGGACACGGGAUCUUCAGACCUGUGGAUUCCCCAAAAAGGUGGAUACCACUGUCAAAGUGAUUCUGACGAUGCUACAAAGGGCAAAAGCAGUGGUAUCGCCUCUCAACUGUUUUCAAUUGCUAGCGCCGAGGGUGGACCUUCUCCAUCUUUGACAACUACCCUCAUUGGCUCAUCUGGAGGAUCUCAUCCUGAUCCAUUGGAGCCUACCAAUAGAAAUGUGCAACCACCAGCAGCAAUUACAGCUAGCGCUCUGGAAGAAAGCUGUCAAAGCUCCUCUGGCAAUUUUGAUCCAAAUAGCUCCAGUUCCUUUAAUAAGAAUGACACCGUAGAUGGAUUUUUCAUUGAAUAUGGUGAUAAUUCUUACGCUUCAGGUUACUGGGCUACUGAUGACCUCACUGUUGGUGACAUUAGCGUCAAAGAUAUGACAAUUGCAGUGGCAGACGAUACUAACUCCAGUGUUGCUGUCUUUGGUAUUAGUUACCGUGGACUUGAAUCUUCUGUCUUUGGGGACAACCUUCAAGAUCCUCAUGAGUAUGAGAACUUUCCUUACUUGUUGAAAGAUCAGGGUAUUGUCAAAAGAAAUGCAUACUCUCUUUACUUGAAUUCUGCUGGAGCCAGCGAUGGUAAUAUUCUAUUUGGCGGUGUGGACCACAAUAAAUAUUCAGGCGACUUGUACACUCUGCCCGUCUUAAAAGGCCAGGAAGACUCUGAUCCAUGGGAACGUUUCGUUGUCACUGUUCAGGGUAUUGGUAUCAAGGGCAGCGAAACACAAAAUACAUUAACCACUACUCCAUUCAUUGGGUUAUUGGACUCCGGUACCACUGCAGUCUACUUGCCAGAACCAGUUGCUGACAUGGUCGCAAACGCUUAUGGCGGUUCCUUUGAUGAUGAUCCAGAGGUUCAAUCCUACGUUAUUUCAUGCCCAAGUGAUGAUGAAAAGAUUGUUUUCAACUUUGGAGGAUUCAACAUCGAAACUUCUUUAAGUAACUACAUUACAGAUAAUGGCAACGGGCAGUGCAUUCUCAAUAUCUCCCCAACCAGUGAUUACAUGGGUAUCCUAGGUGAUUCCUUUUUGAGGGAUUCCUAUGUGGUCUACGACAUGGAUAAUAAUGAAAUAUCUUUGGCACAAGCUAACUUUGACUCCACUGAGGACGUUGAAGCAAUUACAGGUCCAGUUCCCGGUGCAACUAAAGCCCCAGGAUACUCUAGCACUUACAGCGGUCCUCAAACAUUCCAAACCGGUGGUAACAUCUUUUAG